UCUUGCACGCUAUUUCCGGCGCAUUGGGAACGCCCACCGAGCGCGUGCGGCGUCGAGGCUCGCGGGAGUAAGUUGCCGAGUCGCGUGAGCUCCCGGUGCGACCCCCGCGAGACCGAGCACGGGCGCGGAGAUGAAGGUGGAGGCGGAUUCGGCGGCGCACGGUGUCCCGCGCCGUGAAGAAGACGGGCUGAAGCAGGAGGAGGAGGAGCAGGAGGAGGAGGGAGGUGCGCGCGGCGGGCCGUUCGUGGUCGUCAAGCUGGAGGAGGAACAGGACGCACGAGCGAGCCCCGCUAGCCUGCUCGCGCCCGUCGAGUCCUCCGACGAGGAGCUCGAGCCGCGCGGCGGCAACGGUCGAGGCCAGGAAGAGCAAGCAGAACGUCCACGUCGGUGCACAAGGGGACAGCGGAAGCGGCCGGGGGGCUCCUUGGCUGGGACGAGGGGUUCGGGCCCUGGUGCUGUGAGCAGGAUGGAAGAGAUUGCAGAAGCAGAUGCGGGGGCGGAGCUUCAUCAGAACACUCCUCCAAAAAAGCGCGCUCGAUGGACCCUGUGGAACCUUCCCCCGCCCAGGACGUCUGGCUCGGGCGUCUGGAAAUAUUUCGAACAGUUCACAAACCCAGAUGGGCAGGUCGAGGACGACGGCUUCCCCGUGUGCAAGCUGUGUCAGCAGAAGGUGGCGUGCAAGAGAGGGAACACCUCCAACAUGCUGAGACACCUGCAGGACCAUCACGCUGCAGCCUACCGCCAAGCAAAGAAAGUGGAUGCUGUAUGGUCCGAGUCAGAUUCAUCUGAUUCGGACAAGGGGAGCACAGGGGAGGACGAGGACCAUCUGGGAGAGGAGUGGCAAAGUGAAGAUCACAGCGAGGAAGUCGAUGACGAAGACGAUUCAGACUACGGGGAGGGCCGAUGCCAAAAAUCCCCUCGUCGAAGGAGGCGGGUCCGAUCGGCCGUGUGGCAGUUCUUCGGCUGUGACGACAGCUUCCCGGCGACGGAGAGGAGGCCGGCCUGUAAGCUGUGUGGCUGGAAGCCGUCAGUGGGCUCCACGUGCAGUACGAGCAACAUGCGCUAUCACCUUCAAGCCCACCAUCAGAUCGUGUGUCCACUGGUCCAGGCUGCAACAUUUGCAGGUCCUGUCAUCCCAUUGGCUGAAGGGGACGAGCAAGUGAAGCUGUACCCGCCGAAGACCCGCCGGAAGUCCGCCGUGUGGAAGCUCUUCGGGUUCGUGAAGAACGCCGAGGGGGUGGUGGAGGAGAACGGCUUCCCCAUCUGCAGGCUGUGCCAGCAGGUAGUGGCCAGUAAAGAUGGGAACACGUCGAACAUGUACAGUCACCUACAGCGUCACCAUCAGGACGUGUACGCUGAAAUAAAGGAAGCUGUCCAGCCUUCCAGAACAGAGCAGCUCCGGGAGUUACCAGAGUCAGUGGUGCUUUACCCUCCAUCAAAACACUGCAAGUCACCUGCCUGGAAGCAUUUCGGAUAUCUCGGAAGUGCCGAGGGUGUUUUGAAAGAGGACGGAUUUCCUCUCUGCAGAAUGUGCCUUCGGAAGGUAUCUGCCAAGGAUGGAACAACUUCAAACAUGCUAAACCACUUACGGCGCCACCAUCAGGCUGAGUUUGAGGAAGUCAAGCUAGCCACUGAUGCGUUACCUAUGGGGAGUGUGGAGGAUGGGAGUGGCUUGCCAGAGCUGUUUCCGCCCACCAGACUACCGCUGUCGCCGGUGUGGGACUACUUUGGAUACCCCAAAAAUGCAGACGGGGUGAUCGAGGAGAAUGAACACCCCAGAUGUAAAGCCUGCAGGCGCUCCAUAAUCUCCAAGCAAGGAAUUCUGGCAAACAUGCUGAGACACUUAAAAUUCCACCACAACUCUCUUUUUGCCGAGUUGAAGUUAAGAACUGGUGGUCCCAGACAGUACAAGGAGAGGAGACAUCCCUCACCUGUUCGCACAACACCAGAUGAACUUUAUCCACCCAAAAUGGCUCUCAGGUCUGCUGUUUGGAAAUACUUUGGAUACCUCAAAAAUUCCAGGGGGAUUAUUGUGCCGGAUGGUUUCCCUGUGUGUAAGCUGUGCCUGCGAAAGGUCAGUGCACAAGGAGGAAGCACAACAAACAUGAUGGUUCAUCUCCAGAGAUAUCAUCUUGCGGAGUUUGCAAUAAUGAAGCUGUGCAGUGAAGAGACUGAUGACCAAGUUCCAAAGCAAACAUACCAACCUUCAGAGCUUCAUCCACCAAGAGAUCUGUUAGAGCCUGUGUGGGAACAUUUUGGGUACCCCAAAGAUACAGAUGGUGUCGUCCAGGUGGAUGGGCGUCCUGUGUGUAAACUCUGUGGGAGUAAGGUCUCCUGUGUAGGAGAAGAUACAAAAUUUUUGUAUAGGCAUCUGUGGAAGAAGCACAACUCUGUGUACCAUGAGGUCAAGGUGGCCACAAAUUCAUUCCGAGAAGAGGAGGGCCGUGAAAUGCCAGUUCUGUACCCACCAACCCAGAAGGUGAAAUCUGCUGUCUGGGAAUACUUUGGCUACCUGAAAGAUACAGAGGGAGCCGUGGUGUGCGAUGGCUUCCCCAUCUGUAAACUCUGCCAGCUGAACGUGUCUGCUAAAGGAGGCAAUACCAGCAAUAUGUUCAAACAUCUCAAGGACCAUCACAAGGAUAUCUAUGAUGAAAUCAGGCCAUCCGAAGUAGUUGCAGGUGUCUGCUCACCUUCAGAACUCUAUGCACCAGAUGGGCAGAACUCAAAGUUAUGGGAUUAUUUUGGAUACACCAAGAAUGUAGAUGGUGUCCUAAUGGAAGACGGAGCACCAGUGUGUAAGAUUUGUGUCCACAAACUGAUGUCCAGAGGUGGGACCAUAUCGAACAUGAUGAAACACCUCCUGGACAGUCAUGACGCUGUGUAUGCAGAAGUACAGGCAGCAAUCGCGCCUUCAGGGCCUGGUGGUGAGCUGGGUCCUGCUGAGGUUCUGGAUCCUUCUGAGCUGCAUCCUCCGAUACAAGACGUCACAUCUCCCAUCUGGCAGUACUUUGGUUUCCUGAAGGACGCGGAGGGUUUGGUAGUUUUUGACGGCUUCCCUCUCUGCAAGAUGUGUCAUCAGAAAGUGGAAGCCAAAGAGUGGGACCCAGCAAAUAUGUUCUUACACCUGAAGGUUCACCAUCUGCAUGUUUACAGAGAAAUCAAGCUGGCAGGUGGAAAGAAGAUCUACAAGCCAUUUGAGCUCUCGCCUCCAAACGGCCAACUCGACCUACGAUUAUGGGAGCACUUUGGAUAUCCCAAAAAUGCAGAUGGCGUUGUUGAAGACGAUGGAGCCCCAGUGUGUAAAAUUUGCCUUCAGAAGCUCACCACAUCCUCCAAGGGUGUGAGAGUCAGCACCACCAUGUUGCGACACCUCCGGAAAAAACAUCUGGCUGUGUACAGGGAAGUCCAGGAAGCGAUCAAUGCACUGCAGCCUGAGUGUGGUGCAGACGUCCUGGAGUUCCACCCGCCCACACCCAACAUCACAUCUCCCGUCUGGGAGUUUUUUGGGUACCUGAAGGAUGGGGAGGGGUCUGUGGUGUGUGAUGGCUUCCCUAUCUGCAAAAUGUGCCGGCUGAAAGUGGCAUCUAAAGGGGGAACCACAUCCAACAUGUUUAAACAUCUCAAAGAUUACCAUCGGCCCAUAUACGAUGAGAUAAGGUCUGCAGUUACAAAUGAGAGAUUUGAGGAUGUUUGUUCAUCUGCUGAUAUUUAUCCACCGAGCCAUCGGUAUGACCCCAUACUGUGGGAGCACUUUGGAUAUCGAAAAAACGCAGAUGGAGUGCUUGAAGAGGAUGGUGCACCAUUUUGUAAACUCUGCCUUCGAAAAUUAGUGUCUAAGGGCGAGACAGCAAGAAACAUGAGGCAGCACCUCAAAGAGAACCAUAACAUUGUCCAUCCUGAACCAGAGGAGGUGGUCAGCACAUUGAUCUUGGAGGGGGAGAAUGAAUCCUCAAACCUUCAUCCGCCAACUCGCAAGGUGAAAUCGGCAGUGUGGAAGUACUUCGGCUACCCCAGAGACACGGAAGGGUCCGUGAAGUGCGACGGCUUCCCCAUCUGCAAACUCUGCCAGAAGAAAGUGUCUGCAAAAGGAGGAAAUACCACCAACAUGUUCACGCAUCUCCGAGAUUACCAUCGAACAACCUAUGACGAAAUCAAGGCUGCGAUCCCCACACGGCCAGAGAGCGAGCUGGAGCCCCUGGAGCUCCACCUGCCCACCUCGGACGCCGUUUCCCCUGUCUGGAAGUACUUUGGCUACCUGAAGGACAUGGACGGCGCCGUGGUGUGUGACGGCUUCCCCAUCUGCAAAAUCUGUCAACAGAAAGUGGUGGCCAAAGCCGGCAACACGACCAACAUGCUCAUUCAUCUCCGGGCGUACCAUCUGGACAUCUACAAAGAAGUCAAGCCAGCAGUUGCAAAAAAAGUUCUGUACAGAUCCUUGGAGCUCUAUCCACCCAACGGCCAAAGCGAUAUAAAGCUGUGGGAUCACUUUGGAUAUCCCAGGAACGCAGAGGGUGUGCUGCAGGACGAUCGAGCUCCCAUCUGUAAACUCUGCCUGCGGAAGCUGAUCAAAGCCUCCAGUGACGGGACGCCGACCACCAACAUGCUGAGACACCUCCGCAAGAAACACCAGGCUGUGUACGAAGAAGUCCAGGAAGCCAUUACGGCUCUGAGGACCGAGUGGGGCAUAGAACCUCCGGAGCUUCACCCGCCCACGCAGAACGUCACGUCUCCGGUCUGGCAGUUCUUCGGCUACCUUAAAGACGCACAGGGCUCUGUGGUGUGUGACGGCUUCCCCAUCUGCAAAGUGUGUCAGCAGAAAGUGGCUUCCAAGAGCCGGUGUACAACAAAUAUGUUCAAACAUCUUAAAGAUUAUCACAGGGCCAUUUACGACGAGAUCAGGUCUGCAGUUACUAACGAGACGUUUGAGGACGUGUGCUUGCCCGUCGACCUCCAUCCGCCCAGUGGCCGGUACAACCCAAAGCUCUGGGAGCACUUCGGAUAUCGGAAAACCGUAGAGGGCCGGCUCGAGGAAGACGGCGCUCCGAUCUGUAAACACUGCUUCCGGAAGCUAAUCUCCAAGGGCGAAACUACGGCGAACAUCAUGCAGCACCUUAAAGAGAACCACAAUGCCGUCUACACGGAAGUACAGGUGAACCGUCUGUUUUUUAAAAGUGCAGUGAACCCGUUCACCAUCGGGGGUGCCACCGAGCUCCCCGAGCUCCAUCCCCCGGAGCACAGGGUGAGGUCAGCCGUGUGGAAGCACUUCGGCUACGUGAAGGACGCGCAGGCUCCGACCGACUGUGCCGGCUUCCCCAUCUGCAAAAUCUGCCUCGCCAAAGUGUCCAACAAAGGGAAGGUCACGGCAAACAUGACGGCACAUCUCAAGGAUCACCACAAAAGCAUCUACAAUGAUCUAAAGAUACCUGAAAAAAAGCAGAAGAUGAUGAGUGCUGAAGAUCUCCCAGAGCUCCACCCCCCCAGUAAACGGCCUCUGUCUCCCAUAUGGCAACAUUUUGGCAUUCCCAAAAAUGCAGAUGGCAUCGUUGAAGAUGAAGGAUGCCCUGUCUGUAAAACAUGUGGCAAAAAAAAUUUCAAGUCAAGAUGCACGAAAAAUGAUAAGACAUCUGCAAUUUUGCCAUAUUCAAGUUUAUGAGGAGUUCAAGAAGUCCCUGAGAACAGCAAAGUUGGGUCUGGAAGGAGGUGCCCCCAGCGAACUUCACCCCCCAUCCAAAAAUGUCCGUUCUUCCGUCUGGGAAUACUUUGGAUACCUGAAAAAUCCAGAUGGAACGAUAAACGUGGACGGGCGGCCGAUCUGCAAGACGUGCUUUCAGAAGGUUUCCAGCCAGGGUGGCAACACCACAAACAUGUUCAAACACCUGGAAGACAAGCACGGCUUUAGCCAAUAGAGAGGCUUCAGGCUGGUCAUGUGACACCAACUCCAAGAAAUGCGCAUGUGAAGAUCUAUGAUAUGGAGCAUAUGUAUACACCCCCCUUAUUUAUCUGUUGUGGACACGGGGUUCUGCGGUUCCUAGGGAUACCAUACCGUUUUGUUUUUGUUUUUUUCCUUUUUUCCACUGCCACUUUUUCCAAGAACUGGAUUUAACAGACAAGACGUGCUGCUAUAAAAAGAUGAAUCGCUACUGCUGGAUUAUUCUGUGAUGCGUCUAAAGAGAUGAGACUUUCUGCGUCUAAAAUGUUAACCUUAUCUGGACAUGCAAAUACCUCAUGCUGAAACCUCAAUCGUCGUCUUACCUCAUAGACUCCAACAAAGGCCAGAAAAGCUCCGGGUCUAAGAUGGCUCCAAGACUGGGAGUGGUCUGCUGUUUUGAAUUCAAGUCCUCCAACAAAAGAUGUGCGCGGAAGUUGGUUAAAGAAAUACUCACUCUGAGUUCCCUUGCCACACGAAGAUCAGGUGCGUGAUCUUGUGGUUCUGUUGGUUUGUCUUCUAGUUUGGGGCUGUGAACGUUUUUGUAAUCUGCCUAAUGACAAACUUUCCCUACCCAGUGGGAGAUGCUCCACUUUGCUACUGAAGUGUAUUACUUAGUAAUAAAGUGAAAUGUGCACCAAACAGGGAACAGAUGCUGGGUAAGAGUGGGCGUGCUGGUCCCCUCUAGGCGAAUGGGCGUACUGGCCUUUCCAGUCCGAGCGUGGUGCGAAGGCCGUGGGGAGCGGGAUGCCCAGCCCGUGCCUGGUUGGUGUCGGGGAUGUGCCGCUGAAUGUGCACGUGAUGCUGAAUUUAAAACUCAUGCUGGGGAGAUGCAGAGGCCUUUGGAUGGAGUUCUGGGAAAUGCAUGGUCUCCCCGAGCUGGCAGCUGGAGGACUCGCUGCUCAUCUUGGACGGACUUCUGAACAUUUCUGGCAAAUCCUAAUCGGGACUUUGGCACUCGGGACCGCCUCUCCUGUGCUGACAUGGUGUGAGCGUUUCUUUCGUUAGCUGUAGGCAGCUGAGUUAAAUUAUACGAGCUCUGCCGUCACUCAGUAGUGUGUUCUGAGCACUAUGCCACGUAGCUGGUUCUUGGGUUGGGUAGUCAGAAAGAUCGGGGUUUGAGGAUAGCUUGUGUUUAAACCUGCUUUGGGACCAGUCGAGCUGGGGAUCUUGGCCUGAGAGAAAUGUUUGCUGAAAGCUCCAACACCACGUUUGUCUCAGUCAGUCUGGGUCACCCUCUUAUUCCCACAUCUAAUGUAUUUGACAAUUUUACAUACAGUUUGGUUUGUUUAACUCUUUCUCCUUUUAAGCCUCGGUUAGACGCCGUUCGGGAGAGAGUAGAUGAACUGAGAGGCCAGAAAUGCGGCUUUAUUUUGCGUUCUUUGGCCUCCAUUCUUGUGACUUCUCUACACCGUACAUAUGUGUACAAAUCAACACCGUUUUUGUCUUUGAUCUUUCUCCAAGCGCCGUGAACACUGAGCAUGUGUGCUGACCUCUGAUGGUUACCAGGUGUUCCUUUGGCUUGGUACUUGGGGAUUUUUGAAAUUUGUGUGUGUGUGUCACUGAUUCUGAAUGCAUGUCUGGUAAAGGGAGGAGGAACUGUACAACAUUUAUAUGUGGACAUUUUGUUCACGCAAACAGUGAAGCCUCAAACUGAACAUUUUGUUUAACACACAAAAUGGCCUUUAAGGUCUGGUGGAAAACUGAAGAUGAACCUGAACUUUGAACCGUGGUGACAUGGGCAUGUAUGGCUGACAGUGUGCUUAUUGGUGAUUGGUGGGUGCUGCCGGUCUUCUUGUUGGUGAUUAGUUGGUAUCAGCACAUACCAGUCACUGACCCUCACUGUGCAGCACUUUGCCACAGGGUAAUGAGCCUGUAAACCUCCUGUAAAAGCAUCUCCAGGCUUCUUGAGGCCCAAGAGAGCAGAACGUGUUUGAUUGGCUGAGUCACCUGACCUGAAACCCGCCGAGUAGCGUUCCGCUCGCUGAAGGCAUGAAAAUCCCGAAACAAACGGGAACUGAAGACGGCAGGAUUCCAGGAAGAGCGUGAGGGUGUCGGAUGUCGGCCGACACUUGGUGAAGGCUUUGCAGGCUGUUAUUGAACGUGCUCAAGUACAGAGCCAAAGCCACAGAAGUCUGUCCCUCCACUACGUGUUCACAUGCCUGGGGACUUAUACGCGUCUGUC
Molecule: messenger RNA, 8111 nt
Organism: Electrophorus electricus (electric eel)
Lineage: Eukaryota; Metazoa; Chordata; Actinopteri; Gymnotiformes; Gymnotidae
Source: RefSeq, a predicted model, not a curated record